UUUCCUCCUUUGGAAACCAGAAUCUCUCUCUCUCUGUCUCUCUCUCUGUGUCUGUCUCGAUGUCCUUGAGUUUGAAUUGGUAACGGAACGGGUUCCGGAGAUGUAAAUAGAAAUCCAACAUGGGUCGGAGCAGCGUCUCUCAAUCUCACGGUAUCACCCACUUUACUAUAUUAUAAACCUUUUCGCUCCGUCCCAUAAUGUCCGCCUCCUGAACAACACCCUCAACACCACCUCCGACGUCGUUUCCAGGAUCCCACCGGCAACAUGGUCCAAGACCCAAAACAAUCUCCUCCUGAGCCGCCGCCUCUGCAGCCUUCCACUCAAGCCGACCCUCCUCAACCGCCGCCAACACCGCCGCCGCCGUUCGAUCCUAGUCGAAUGAUUGGCAUUAUUAAAAGGAAGGCUUUAAUAAAAGAGUUAGCUGCAGCAUACCAUGCGGAGUGCCUUGUAUAUUGUCAAGAGCUUUUGGAGCUUCAAAGAAAAUGGGAAGAGCCAUUUAUUGACUUAAAGCCUCCUGAGGAUUCAAGGAAAGAACCAAUGCGGCCCCCCAAACGACUAAAGAAAUCCCGCUAGACAGUUGAUACUGACGUGUAAGAUUUGUAUCUUGAUCUCGCCUCGGUUGCACCAUUGAGGCAACCACAUGUAUUUGUUUUUGAAGUUUCUGUUAGAUGCUUAGAUGCAACAACUGUUUCAUGGAUUCCUUGCAUCCUACAUAUAAGCUCUUUUUUUUGCUAGUUCGUACUAUAUGAAGUGGGCAGACGGAGAGAGUGUUAACAAAUUUAACACCUGUUGUUCAUUAAGAGAUGUGUACCAUUACUGGUGCACAGUAUUGUACAUAUCAUACAUGGAUGCUUUCAUUAAAUAGGCAGUCGUUUGAUUUGAUAUAAUCACAAAUGUAACCCUAUAUGAUUCA
Molecule: messenger RNA, 913 nt
Organism: Corylus avellana
Lineage: Eukaryota; Viridiplantae; Streptophyta; Magnoliopsida; Fagales; Betulaceae
Source: RefSeq, a predicted model, not a curated record